GGCUGCGCUGAUACAGAACCACUUAGCUGUGAUUAAAAGGAGGGGACCGGGCGGGGCCUGAGGCGCGGGCGGCGACAGGGCGCGGACUGCGCGGCGCUCAGUGCCAGCCUGCUGAGCGGCAUGCACACGGGAGCGAGGACCAGCUUGCUGCACCGACGCCGCGGGGACGCCUGACCAGACAGACAGGUGGCAGGGACCGCAGGCACGAGGGAGGAGGCGCAGCCGGGGACAGUCCCCGCAGACCGCGCCUCGGCGACAGCGCCAUGGACGGCCUGGAUAACGCCACCCUGCUCUUGGACGCGUCCUCGCUGCUGCCGGACAACUUCACCCUGUCGCCCAACGCCAGCAGCCCGAGCCCCGGCACCCUCUCUCCUCUCGAUGUUGCCUCCAGCCCAGGCUCCGGGUUCAGCCUCGCUCCCAGUCCGAGCAUGGGCUUCAGCCCCGGGCCCACCCGGGUCCCGGAGCCCACAAGCAGCAGCAGCCUCGAGGGAGGAAUGGCAGGCCAGGGCUCCUCCACCUUCCCCCGGCCCUGGGUCCCCCACGAGCCCCCGUUCUGGGACACACCGCUCAACCACGGUCUGAACGUGUUCGUGGGAGCCGCCUUGUGCAUCACCAUGCUGGGUCUGGGAUGCACCGUGGACGUGAACCACUUCGGGGCACACGUCCGGCGGCCCGUGGGCGCGCUGCUGGCCGCGCUCUGCCAGUUCGGCUUCCUGCCGCUGCUGGCCUUCUUGCUGGCCCUCGCCUUCAAGCUGGAUGAGGUGGCCGCUGUGGCUGUACUCCUAUGUGGUUGCUGUCCCGGGGGAAAUCUCUCCAACCUUAUGUCUCUGCUGGUGGACGGUGACAUGAACCUCAGCAUCAUCAUGACCAUUUCCUCCACGCUUCUGGCCCUGGUGUUGAUGCCUCUCUGCCUCUGGAUCUACAGCCGGGCUUGGAUCAAUACCCCUCUGGUGCAGUUGCUCCCGCUAGGGGCAGUCACCCUGACUCUCUGCAGCACUCUCAUUCCUAUUGGACUGGGCGUCUUCAUUCGCUACAAAUACAAUCGCGUGGCUGACUACAUCGUGAAGGUUUCCCUGUGGUCUCUGUUAGUGACUCUGGUGAUUCUUUUCAUAAUGACUGGCACCAUGUUGGGACCUGAACUGCUGGCUAGCAUCCCGGCAGCUGUUUAUGUGGUCGCCAUUUUUAUGCCUCUGGCAGGCUAUGCCUCGGGCUAUGGUUUAGCUACUCUGUUCCAUCUUCCACCCAACUGCAAGAGGACUGUAUGUCUGGAAACAGGAAGUCAGAAUGUGCAACUCUGUACUGCCAUCCUCAAACUAGCCUUCCCACCACGCUUCAUAGGAAGUAUGUACAUGUUUCCGCUGCUUUAUGCCCUUUUCCAGUCUGCAGAAGCAGGGGUUUUGGUUUUGAUAUACAAAAUGUACGGAACUGAGAUACUGCACAAGCGAGACUCCCUAGAUGAAGACGAAGACACGGAUAUUUCUUAUAAGAAACUGAAAGAGGAGGAAAUGGCAGACACCUCCUAUGGCACAUUGGGAGCAGAUGACUUAGUAAUGAUGGAAACUACCCAGACCUCCCUCUGAACGUGGAGAUACGCAGGAGCCUCCAUUCGACUGAUUUAUCAUUUGCCAUUUAUGACCUGUGGUAGCACAUAUGAUUCACUUCCAGGAUAAAGAUGGCUUCACAUUUCGAGUAUCAGAUGUGAUCUUCCCGCUGUAAUAUUGUAUCUCAGUAUUAACCAUGUGUUUUUACAACUCACCAGUGUUCCAACUUUGCUUGCACCUGGGUCAGCCAAAGUGCACCUCUGAUGGUUAAGUGCACUGUUGGGCUUUGGCCAUUUCCACCGCCGUCGCUACAGAUAGGCACUGUAUUAGAAAAAUGGGGUUGGAAAUAUAGAUGUCUGGUGCAUAUCUGAGUAAAAUAGUAAAACAAAAACAUGUGUUUGCUCAACUUACAAACACCUCCUGAUGUUUUGUCUCAAAACAGGUCACUGAAACUGUAAAAAUUGUCAAGCCACCAUCAAACCAGAGAAAAUCACAUCCAUGUGAUUGAUCUAGUAUCUAUGUGUUGUUAAUAAUGACCUCCAACGUUUUCUGGAGAUGAAGGCAUUUGUUUUUCAUCCAUUUCCUGCAUUUGCAUAAACACAUCUCAAAUCCA
Molecule: messenger RNA, 2154 nt
Organism: Mesocricetus auratus (golden hamster)
Lineage: Eukaryota; Metazoa; Chordata; Mammalia; Rodentia; Cricetidae
Gene: Slc10a4
Product: solute carrier family 10 member 4
Exons: 3
Coding region: 264-1580 (438 amino acids)
Biological process (GO): bile acid and bile salt transport
Cellular component (GO): membrane
Molecular function (GO): bile acid:sodium symporter activity
Source: RefSeq, a predicted model, not a curated record